AUGAAUAACAUGCAAUUUACGGACAAGACUCAAGAGUCGCUAGCCGCAGCGAUUCAACUCGCGAAGGACUAUGCGAACGCGCAAGUGCAUCCCGCGCACAUAGCCUUCGCACUUCUCAAUGAGGGCCAGAGCGAAGGAGGAGGUCCAUCCACCUCUUCACUCUUCAGCUCGGUUAUCGACAAGGCCGGCGGUGACACGGUUACAAUUCGGAGAGCUCUCCAGAAGCUCAUCGUACGACUGCCUACGCAGUCACCACCACCCGAAGAGGUCUCUCUCAGCUCUGCCGCCGCCAAGGUCAUUCGUGAGGCCGACUCGCUCAGGAAAACCAUGCACGACUCCUACAUUGCUCAGGACCACAUCCUCGCCGCCCUGAUCAAGGACUCCUCGAUCGCCCCCAUCCUCAAGGAGGCGGGUCUUACCGAGGACGUCGUCAAGACGGCCAUCGACCAAAUCCGGGGUAAUCGUCGUGUCGACAGCAAGAACGCCGAGCAAGGCUUCGACGCUUUGAACAAGUAUGCGACUGACCUCACCGCUCUGGCCGAAGAGGGCAAGCUAGACCCUGUCAUCGGUCGUGACAACGAGAUUCGUCGUGUUGUUCGUAUCUUGUGUAGGAGGACAAAGAACAACCCGAUCCUCAUCGGUGAGCCCGGUGUCGGAAAGUCUGCCAUCGCCGAGGGUCUCGCGCAGCGGAUCGUCAACCGCGACGUGCCGGCUUCGCUCAUUGCACGCCUCUACUCCCUCGAUAUGGGUGCACUCAUGGCGGGUGCGAAGUACCGGGGAGAGUAUGAGGAGCGUAUCAAGUCCGUCCUGAACGAAGUCGAGAAGGCCAUCGAGGAGGGUCCCGGCGUUAUCCUCUUCAUCGAUGAGUUUCACCUCAUCAUGGCCGGCUCUGGCGGUAUGGACGCCGCCAACCUCUUCAAGCCCCUCUUGGCACGCGGCAAACUCCGCUGCAUCGGUGCGACGACGCUUAAAGAGUAUAGGGAAUACGUCGAGAAGGAUCCCGCUCUCGAACGUCGGUUUGCUCAGGUCAUCGUCAACGAGCCUUCGGUCCCUGAGACGAUAUCGAUCCUCCGUGGUAUCCGCGAGAAAUACGAGGUCCACCAUGGUGUUCGCAUUCUCGACGGGGCCCUCAUCUCGGCUGCGCAACUGGCCCACCGUUACCUCACCUCAAGACGUCUUCCCGACUCUGCCAUUGACUUGGUCGACGAGGCGUGCGCAAGCGUCCGUGUGACACGCGAGACUGCUCCCGAGGCCAUUGACCAGCUCCAGCGCCGUAAGCUCGAACUCGAGGUCGAAAUCCACGCUCUUGAGCGCGAAAAGGACGAAGCCUCCAAGGAGCGCCUCAUCAAGGCCCGCAAAGCUAUCGCAGACGUCGAGGACCAGCUCAAGCCCCUCCAGGCUGCCUACGAAGCCGAGAAGAAGCGCGGUGACGAGGUUCAGAACGUCCGCAAACGCAUCGACGAGCUCAAGGCCAAGGCCGACGAAGCAGAGCGCCGUUACGACCUCGCAACCGCGUCGGACCUCCGCUACUACGCUAUCCCCGAGCUCCAGAACCGGCUCGCGCAGCUUGAGUCGAAGAAGGCUGAAGAGGACCUGGCGCACGGCUCGGGUACCGACGUCGUCACCCCCGAGCAGAUCGCGGAGAUCGUCGGCAGGUGGACGAACAUUCCUGUGACGCGCUUGAUGAGCACGGAGAAGGAGAAGCUGCUCCGUAUGGAGAAGAUCCUCGCGGAGAGCGUUGUCGGCCAGCCUGAGGCGGUCAAGGCGGUUGCGAACGCGAUUCGUCUGAGCCGCUCGGGUCUCCGGAACGCCAACAGGCCGAUUGCCAGCUUCCUCUUCGCCGGUCCAUCUGGUACUGGUAAGACCUUGAUGAGCAAGACGCUCGCAACCCUGCUCUUCGAUUCGCCCGAAGCCAUGAUCCGUAUUGAUGGAUCCGAGUACUCCGAGAAGCACUCGAUCGCUCGUCUCAUCGGUUCGCCUCCGGGCUACGUCGGCCACGACGAGGGCGGCCAGCUCACGGAGUACAUCCGCCGCAAGCCGUACUCGAUCGUGCUCAUCGACGAAAUCGAGAAGGCGUCGCGCGAGUUCUACCAGCUGUUCCUCCAGGUGCUCGACGAUGGUCGGCUCACGGACGGUCAGGGCCGCGUCGUCGACUUCCGCAACACCGUAAUCAUCAUGACGGGCAACCUCGGCGCCGCAUUCCUCAACGACAUGGGUGAGGGCCCUGUCAAGCCUGCGACGCGUGAGCUCGUUAUGGGUGCCAUCCGCGGCCACUUCCCGCCAGAGUUCAUCAACCGUAUCGAUGAGAUCGUCAUCUUCCGCACGCUCUCUCGCAACAACGUGCUGAAGAUCGUCGACCUCCGCCUCAAGGAGGUCCAUGAACGCCUCGCGGAUCGGAAGAUGACGCUCCAGCUCGACGACGCGGCGAAGAACUACCUGAUGUCGAUCGGGUACUCUCCCGCGUACGGCGCGCGGCCGCUCAACCGUGCGAUCCAACAGGAGCUCCUCAACCCGCUCUCGGUCAUGAUCCUCUCCGAGCGCAUCCGCGAUGGGGAGACGAUCAAGGUCCAGUUCGACGGGCCGCACAACCGGCUGUUCAUCGUGCCUAACCACGAGGGCACUGGCGAGGAGAUGGACGUCGACUACGACGAAGACGACAUCGAGAUCGAGGAGAUGGAUUGA
Molecule: messenger RNA, 2682 nt
Organism: Dichomitus squalens LYAD-421 SS1
Lineage: Eukaryota; Fungi; Basidiomycota; Agaricomycetes; Polyporales; Polyporaceae
Exons: 7
Coding region: 1-2682 (893 amino acids)
Biological process (GO): cellular response to heat
Cellular component (GO): cytosol; cytoplasm
Molecular function (GO): ATP binding; ATP hydrolysis activity
Source: RefSeq, a predicted model, not a curated record